Molecule: messenger RNA, 575 nt
Organism: Diprion similis
Lineage: Eukaryota; Metazoa; Arthropoda; Insecta; Hymenoptera; Diprionidae
Exons: 3
Coding region: 45-503 (152 amino acids)
Source: RefSeq, a predicted model, not a curated record
UGUUAAGUUGCAGGUUCGUUGCUUUCAGUUGAUUUGAGACCACGAUGCUGCGAAGAAGGUCCUCGGCAUCACUCUGCGCCCUCACUUUGGCCGCCAUGUGCAUUUCGCCCGUCCGUUCUUGGAUCAACACCUACAAAUCCGACAUACACCCUGAGUAUCCAGGGAGCUGUUAUGACGCUGAUUCUGGAGCCGUACUGACGCCGGGCGUCACUAUGACGUUGGCUGGAGGCGCCGGACGAACACCCGGGGAACACUGUGUCAGUAAAACCUGCAUCAGGGCGCCUGGACAUUCGACCGGGAACGACGCAAGGUCCGAACUUUUCGUCAAGGUUGAAAGGUGUACGCCACUCAAGGAGAUCGAUGGAUGCGAGAUAAUUCCUGGGCACGAGGAUCUGGUUUACCCAAGCUGCUGUCCGAGAUUACGAUGCAUCCAGACAGCUCCGGAACUGCAGUUAAAACCAGCAAAGCUUCCGCCGAUCGUUGUCGUCCAAGAGACUAUAUAAAGCGGACUUACAAUUCGUCUUCUUCUGUACAUAUUGUAUUUAUAAUAAACUAUAUUACUAUAUUACCGUAAA